GCACAUCGAACCGCUUACAAGUGCUGCAUAUCCUAACUGGAGUCGUUGAUCGCACCGGUCGUGUUUAGAGACUCCGCAGUUUCUGUUCGCAACCAAAAGUACAGGAGGAGGAGAUAGUUUUGAGACGGACAGCCUAGAGGAAUUUAUCACCUGCACCUGUCUUUUUGAAAUGACUCCAUAUCUGUAUUCGGCACUGGUUGUGCUAUUUGCUGGUGUGGUGACGAGCCUACCUGCUCCCCUAGCUGAACCUGACAACAUGGUUGAUAUGACACACAACCUCGUGGGCAAUGACGAGAUGCCGAAAUGGCCUGGGCACAAGAAAUAUACGUUUACAAUCGAAAAUAGAGGAAACUAUCAUGGAACUGGCCUAUAUGUCGAGUUAAAUUCGAUAUCCCUGUCGGAACACACGGCCACCCACAUGGAUGCCGCAGCUCAUUUGGGGAAGCCAGGGAACCGCAGAGUCCACCAGAUACCUCAGAGAGACCUUGUCUCGGAGGCUGUCGUGGUGGACAUCCGAGAGAAGGCAAAGGCGAACCGGGAAGCCGAACUAACAGUAGAUGAUCUCAAGAAGUGGGAAAGUAAAUACGGUCGUAUACCAAACAGGGCAUUCGUCUUCAUGAAUUCGGGAUGGGAACAGUACUGGACUAACAAGACAGCAUUCCUGGGGACGAAGUCGUUUGAUGACAUGAAUAGCUUACAUUACCCUGGCGUCAGUGAAAGUGCAACGAGAUGGCUAAUUGAUGAACGGCAUGUCUUGGCUAUAGGCGUGGAUACCAUUUCGCUGGAUCCAAGCAGUUCAACGACCGCUGGAACACACAGAUACCUUCUUGGAGAGAAAAAUCUGUUCGGUUUCGAGAUGGUUGCAAAUCUUAACAGUCUGCCGCCACGUGGCGCCACCGUCUUCGCCUUUCCAAUGAAAAUAUAUGAUGGAAGUGGCGCUCCUUUGCGGAUGUUUGCAUUUUGGAAUAAUGCGGGCUGCGAGUUCCAGCCAUCUGCCCCUUUGCUUGUACUUAUUGUGUUAUCAGUUUUUCUCAGCUAAAUGCUGAAUAUAACUCAUUAACAUCAA
Lineus longissimus is the source of this 1066-nucleotide messenger RNA. Its product is annotated as isatin hydrolase-like. NCBI's taxonomy places the organism in Eukaryota, Metazoa, Nemertea, Pilidiophora, Heteronemertea, Lineidae. Bases 170 to 1039 code for a protein of 289 amino acids. Gene Ontology annotation, molecular function: arylformamidase activity. The record is from RefSeq and is a predicted model, not a curated record. The transcript is spliced from 5 exons.